UGGGCUUUAAGCCCAAACAAACAAGAUGCUCCAGCUUCUUUGGUUAGUCAGUCAAUCAAAGCUCUGUCUUUUAAGCUUUUAUGGAUGUUUUCGUUGAGGUUCAUGUUUCAAUGUCAAACCCCAGUAGUUUUUAAAUCUCUGUUCUUCCCAUCCUCGUAUACAAAUUCAAUCUAGUACGAUGAGAAGCAUUGAUUUAGCAGCCACUUCCACUCAGCUCAUGCUCGAUAAACAAAUAAAGACAAUUCCUUUAUCAAGGUAAGGAUCUUUUUGUAGUUUUGAUUGAAGAACGAGUUUUUAUAUCUCUCAAAAAAAUGGAGAAGAAAUUAGCUCUUUUGAUUGGGGUUUUACUGUCAUUACAUUUGGCUCAGUUCUUUGGUGCUGAUUUUCAGGUAAAAGCUAAUGAAACAACAGAUACAGAAUUGAAAACCUCAUUAGAUUUAGAAAGAAGUGGAGAUUCAAAUGGUUUGAAUUUGACUUUGGAUUAUCAGACUAAGAGAAAUGAAGUAAAGAAUUUAGGUGGAGGAAAUGGGGCUGAAAGGAAUGGCUCGAGUUUGGUUAAGGCCAAAUCGAAUAAACCGAAGAACUUGGGGAAAGAUCAGAGUGUGGAGAAUGGUAGGAAGGUAGAUGUCAUUGUUGUUGAACCUAAGAAAAGUCUUCACCAAGCUAAAACCAAAGGAGAUUUGAAUGCGGGUGUUAAAUUGGACGAAGAUAGGCGAAAAUCAAGUGAAGAAGAGGCUAAAAAGCCUCUCAAUGUGGAAAAGGGAAAGGGGGAGUCAGGUGAAAAGAAUAAGAAGGAUGAUGAGAUUGUUGAAGCGAAAGACUUGUCUCGGAAUAGGGAAGAAAAUGGAGUUGUUAAAAAUGAUGAGAUUAGGAAGAGCGAUGAGAAGCAAGGCGUUGUCGGGGUUGGGAAUUUGAAAUUGCCAGAGGAGACUACAGGAAGUAGUGUUGAUGAAUGUUAUUUAUCUAUUAAGUGCACUGAUGCAGGGAACCAAUUGAUUGCCUGUUUGAGAGUUCCCGGAAAUGAAUCACCCCAUCUUUCACUUCUAAUCCAGAACAAAGGCAAUGACUCUCUUACAGUUGACAUUUCAGCUCCUAAUUUUGUUCAGCUAGACAGAACAAAAGUUCAACUUAAAAAGAAAGAAAACACAAAGGUUGAGGUUUCUAUUGGAAAUGAAGGAACUGAUAGCCUGAUCAUCUUAAGAGCAGGCAAUCGCGUUUGCAACCUUGACUUUAAGGAUCUGAUCACGCAAAAUUCCUCUCCGAAGUUUGCAUACCUAGGCCUUCCCGCGCAAAGACCUACCAUUGCAUUCAUGUCCUUUGCUGCUUUGCUAAUAGUGGUUUCAGCUUGGUUGUUUGUUAGCUUCCGGAGGAGGAAGUUGCUUUCAAUCGGUGGCUUUACAUAUCAAAAGUUAGACACAGGGCUACCGGUUUCUGUUGGUGGAAAACAGAAGUUGACUGACAAUGAGGGAUGGGAUGAGGAUUGGGGCGAUGACUGGGACGAUGAGGAGACACCGAGGACGCCAUCAAAGCCUUCUCCGAGCCUCACUUCUUCUAAACGCCUUGCCUCUAGAAGGUUGAGUAAGGAAACUUGGAAAGACUAGUUUUGCCACUUUUAAUAGAAUUUCUAUAUUUUAAAGCAAACUAUAUGUUUUUUUUGGUUCUCAACACCAAGUUUGUUUUUUUAGUUCUUGGUGUUUGCAUACAUGAACUUUAUUUCUCUUCAGCAUUAACACAAUCUUCAUUGUGAUGUUUGGCCUGAACUCUGUAUAUGAUCAAUUUGAAUUUUUUGAUCUGACUUUCAACA
This is a messenger RNA of Cannabis sativa, 1804 nucleotides long. RefSeq lists its product as uncharacterized. Lineage: Eukaryota; Viridiplantae; Streptophyta; Magnoliopsida; Rosales; Cannabaceae. The transcript has 5 exons. Bases 312 to 1601 code for a protein of 429 amino acids. The record is from RefSeq and is a predicted model, not a curated record.